AUGUCCCGUGUAGCGAGUCAAGAGGUGGAGGCGGUCAAGCACGGUGGGAUCUGUGAGGUGUUUGCGUGGCUGAUGAAUGUUGCGGCAGAGGCCAUCAGGUCCAGCAGGGAGAGGGAGGAGAAGGGGGGGGGGGGCGGGGUAGGGGCUGUGCAUGGGGCUGCAGAUGCGCAUGCAGAGGGCAGCAGGGCGCACAGGGCAGCAGGGCAGCAGGGCGCGCGGGGCGCGCAGGACAGCAGGGCGCGCGUGGCGCGCAGUGCUGCGGGGCGCGGGGGGCGCGCAGGGCAGCAGGACAGCAGGGCACGCGGGGCGCGCAGGACAGAAGGGCGUGCGGGGCGCGCAGGGCUGCAGGGCGCGCGGGGCGCACAGGACAGCAGGGCAGCAGGGCGCGCGUGGCGCGCAGGGCUGCAGGGCACGCGGGGCGCGCAGGGCAGCAGGACAGCAGGGCGCGCGGGGCGCGCAGGACAGCAUGGCGCGCGGGGCGCGCAGGGCUGCAUGGCGCGCGGGGCGCACAGGGCAGCAGGGCAGCAGGGCGCGCGGGGCGCACAGGGCUGCAGGGCGCGCGGGGCGCGCAGGACAGGCAGCAGGACAGUAGGGCGCGCGGGGCGCGCAGGGCUGCAGGGCACGCGAGGCGCACAGGGCAGCAAGGCAGUAGGGCGCGCGGGGCGCGCAGGGCUGGAGGGCAGUAGGGCGCGCGGGGCGCACAGGGCUGCAGGGCGCGCGGGGCGCACAGGGCAGCAGGGCAGAAGGGCGCGCGGGGCAUACAGGGCUGCAGGGCAGCAGGGCGCGCGGGGCGAACAGGGCAGCAGGGCAGUAGGGCGCGCAGGGCGCACAGGGCUGCAGGGCGCGCGGGGCGCACAGGGCAGCAGGGCAGCAGGGCGCUGCAGAUCCCCUCCCCCCAACUGCUGCACCCGCAGCAGGGGGAUGGAGGAGAAGGGGGGGGCUGGGGGGGGAGGACUGGUGCUGCAGAUCCCCUCCCCCUCCCUGCUGCAACUGCAGCAGGGGGAUGGGGGAGAAGGGGGGGGGUGGGGCGGGGGGGGGCUGAUGCUGCAGAUCCCCUCCCCCCACUGCUGCUCCACUAUCCGUCACCCCCCAGGGAUGGAGGAGAAGGGGGGGGGCGGGGGGGCUGGUGCUGCAGAUCCCCUCCCCCCCACUGCUGCACCCGCAGCAGGGGGAUGGAGGAGAAGGGGGGGCGGGGGGGGGGGGGGGGCUGGUGCUGCAGAUCCCCUCCCCCAAACUGCCGCAUCCGCAGCAGGGGGAGGGAGGAGAAGGGGGGGGGCGGGGGGGGGCUGCAGGGGGACGGAGGAGAAGGGGGGGCGGGGGGGCGGUGCAGGGGCUGCGCGCAGCCGUGAGAGGGGAGGAGGCGUGGCGGCAGCUGCUGCUGCUGCUGGCUUGGUGACGAAGCAGAGCAGCGGGGCGCUGGAGGAGAGGGAGGAGGAAGUUGGCGGCAGGGACGACGAGAAGCAGGGCAGCGGGGCCCCCAUUGUUGCGCCUUCACCUGACUUCGCUGAUAUCCCGCGCAGUCGUAACUCGGUUCGACGGAAUCUCUUGUCCGUCGUUUACUCCCUUCGAGAGCCAUGGCCGCGCAUAACUCGUCCGACUUCCUUCAAGGGGCCCUCGCCCUCGCCUGCACGCUCCCCCCUCCCUGCACCGCUUGCUCUCCGCGCCACCUCCCCCUACCCGCUCCGCGACCUCCAGCAAAUCACCGAGCGCCACGUGGCACUCGCGCGCCAGUUCGCACUGGGAUUCGCGCAGGAGGUGGCGGAAGCCGCGCUGGACCACCUUGCUGACGUGUACUAUGCGCUGAUGCUGGUGGGGGAGCGGCUCCGCCUCCCCCUGCUUGGUUCCCCCUCCGCCUCCCCCUCCGCGGAACCCCUUCACCUGCUCAUGAAGCAAUCGAACGCCCCGUUCGCCGCCGUGAUUCCCGGCGAUACUGUAGCGGAGUUGGUCGUUACACAGGGAAUCUACAGCUUCCUUAACCUGUACAACACUGUGCUUAUAGUGAGGAUUCUCCUUACCUGGUUCCCCAACGCCCCAUCCGCCAUUGUCAGCCCCCUCAGCACCAUCUGCGACCCCUACCUGAACAUUUUCCGAGGGUUAAUUCCCCCUAUCGGGGGAACCCUCGAUCUAUCCCCGAUUCUGGCCUUCGUGGUGCUCAGCGCGUUCACCAACGCGUCUGUCGCCCUGCCCGCGGAAAUGCCCGAGGGUGAGGCUCCUGGGGGGCAUGUGUCAGGGGCAAGGGGCGGAAUGCUGGGCGGCAGGCGCAGGCGGCCUGCGAGGCUCACGCGGGAGCAGAGGGAGAAGAUGCGCGUAGCGUCGAGAGCAGCUGAGCAGGGGCAGGAGGCGUAG
Messenger RNA from Closterium sp. Naga37s-1, 2346 nucleotides. The record is from the annotation of a GenBank genome assembly. NCBI's taxonomy places the organism in Eukaryota, Viridiplantae, Streptophyta, Zygnematophyceae, Desmidiales, Closteriaceae.